AUGGCCGGCCUCUUCUCCCGCCUUAAGGGCAAGGACUUCAAGAAGAAGAAGGGCAAGGACGGCGCCGAUUCGCAGCCAACCCGACCCCAGUGGACCGAUGCUUACACGCGGACCUCCGUCGAGCCUGAGGAGGUUCACGAGCUGAUCCGAUGUUGCACUGAGGAGCUCAAGGCGCGAGCUCUCGACCACCCCUUUCUCCUUCUGCCAUUCCGACCUACCUCCGAUCCCAGCGCUGUGCGCACAUUCAUCAGACACUUCUUCGAAGCUCACCAAAACCUGCGCGGCGAGCAACUACUCCAGGAGCUGCGCAUGACCGAGCCCAUGGUCGUUUCCGGCGUCGCAAAGUGGUGCUGGAGUCGUCUUCAGGGCGGCAUUGUUGGUUGGGAUGCCUAUGAACUGUUCAAGGUCGGAGAAAUUGACUCGCACAUGGCCCGAGACUCGUUCAAGACAUUCAUCCCCAUUAGCGUCGAGAAUGGUGCCCGCCAGCGCAUUAUCUUUGACUAUUUUGACCUUUUGGCUGCAAUUGCUGCCCACGGCAAGACCAAUGGCCUCGGUGGGCGCAAGGUCUCCCGAAUGGCCGCUUGGUGGGCCUUUGAACACAAGGACACCAAGAAAGGCUUUGAGGGAGGCUACAACUCUUGGCUUAGCGCCGCCGAUGCCACGAGCCACAUGUUCUUCGCCUACCUCCGAUCUCUUUCCCCCGAGGUGAAUGUCAGCGGUAUUACGAUGCUGCCCAUGUCCCUUCAGAAGCUCGUCCAGGAGACAGAGUACCCCCCUCAGCGACCCGAGUUGAUGAUGACGCCUACGAACAAGGUUGUCAUGAUCGUCGACACCGUCUCCCCCACGCCGUUUGCCCUCUUGCGCCGGGCCAAUCACUUCCAGUAUCGCGACGAGGACCGAGCCCUCCAGGAGUUCUCCGAGUACCAGGACCCAGUCAAGGCAUUGACUGAUGAGUGUCGCCGAGUCUUGAAGGCCGUUUCCGCCGCAAACCAGUCCCAAGUUUCGAGUUCUAAGCAUUCUACGAGUUUGCGUGACGCUUCUUGGUCUCGUUUUGAGGAUAUCGGCUUCACGAGCACUUUAGAGGAGGAUGACGACGAAGAUGAGAGCGCCAUCACCCAUAGACAGCCUCAGGGUUUGAGGAGAGCUCCUGCUUCUGGAAACGGAUUGGGCAGACCGACGACCCCAUCUUGGGCCGAUUUCCUCUCAUCAGGAUUCAUUGAUGAGAACUCAGCCUCCCGACCCAACCUUCUUCUGCCCCCUGACAAGGUUCUCCCUCCCAUCGAGACGCAACCCAGACAGCGAAGCUCCCAAUCCCACCGACCGAGACUCGAAUCCGAUCGCACCCUUGAGCCUGGUGAGCUGGCAAGCAUCACCACGUUCUCUCUCGACGAUGCUUUCUGGUGGGUCUGGAUGACCAGUCUGGCUCCCGAAGAAACCGCAGAGCGCAAAUCGGCUUUCGGUCGAUGCACAAUCAUCGAGACCAAGAUCCCCACGGGUCGAUGGCUGGUGAUGGAGGAAAUGAUCGCAGGCGCGGCUCCGGAACCCGAAGAGGGUGCCUAUAUCGCAGAGAAGAAGGGCUUCUUCUCCUGGACAAGGCGUGGAAAGGGUCUGAGUCGACGGAAGUCUGCCGGAAAGUCUGCCCUUGAGAUGGGCAACAACGCCGGUAGCAAGGCUAGCAUCGGACCGGAUACGCAUGCCAGGAUACAGGCGAAGGCUGCUCAGCUCCGAGCUCAGGAGUUGCAUGACAAGAAAAUGGCUGCUCAGCAACAGCAGUCCCAGCGCCGCGGCCGAUCAGACGCAGAGCUAAUGGCUGAGAAGACUAACAGUGUACUCACGCUCCAGCCGGCCAUCAUUGGCGAGGCUUCGUCGGCUCUCAAAUGGGUCAACAAAUAUGACAAGGGUACCAUCAAGGAUGUUUACUUGUCCAACAGCAACGCAGGCCGUGGCAUGACCAUGUCUCCAGUUCCCUCCGAACGCCUGAACGAGGCCGCCGAGACGAAUGGGGGAAUGAAUGGACAUCAUGAGCAGGCGCCUGAAGUGCCCGCUAAGGAACCCGCACCUCCCCCUGUUCAAUCCCCCGUUGUCCAAUCCCCUGCUGUUCAAUCCCCUGUUUUCCAGUCCCCUCCUGCCUCUCCGGAGAUCAAGAAGGAAUCCGUGAGGAAGCCUCUCCCCCCAGUGGAGAAGCCCGAGGAGGUUCAGAUUCCAGAGGUCGUUGAGCCCCCGGCCAGUCCCGUCCCGCCCCCCAAGGACGACAUCUUUGACGAAGUCACCCGGGACGACGCUCUAUCGCCCGAGCCUGUCAGCCCCGAGAACAAGAAGCAGAAGAAACUACAGAAGGAGGCCAAGGAGGGUCGAGGUUUCCGCAAGCUGUUCCGCAAGAACCGAAGCUCCAAGCUGCCCGAGAAUGCUGCUGCCGACGUCAACAGCAUGCUGCGAAAGGACCAAGCCACGCCUGAGCCGCCUGUUCAACAAACAAUCACUCCUGCCGAGACACCCGAGCCUGUCCUAGCUCAUGAUGAACCUGAGUCCACCGAGGAGCCCGUGAAGCCGGCUGCUGACGCCGUGGAUGUGGAGGACAAGCCCAACGUUUCUGCGUUCAGCCAGGGCCCCUUGGAGGAUCAGCCCGCCUUUGCCCCUGAUACUGAUGGAGAGGAUGAUGCCGUCCCGCCCCCCAUUGGCCGCCAGCCGCGCCAGGCCUCCAACUUGAAAGCCUCUCAGCCCGAGGAGAAGCUGAGCCAGAGUGCCAGCCCUGGUGUGCAGGACCGCUGGGCACAGAUCCGCAAGAACGCUGCGGAGAGGGCAGCCACUCGCCAGACUGAUGAGCAGCCCCGAGUACCAUCCCACAAGACUGCCGAUGGUGAUGAUGAUACUAGUGGAGAGGAGACUAUUGAGUCUCGUGUCGCUCGCAUCAAGGCUCGUGUGGCCGAGCUGACGGGUAACAUGGAGACCAAUGGUGGCCCUCAAGCAGCUACCGCCGCCGCCAACGCCCGCCGCUGA
This is a messenger RNA of Ilyonectria robusta, 2997 nucleotides long. RefSeq lists its product as uncharacterized. The coding region runs from base 1 to 2997 and encodes 998 amino acids. The transcript is spliced from 6 exons. Lineage: Eukaryota; Fungi; Ascomycota; Sordariomycetes; Hypocreales; Nectriaceae. The record is from RefSeq and is a predicted model, not a curated record.